Propithecus coquereli (Coquerel's sifaka) is the source of this 729-nucleotide messenger RNA. RefSeq names its product ADP-ribosyltransferase 4 (Dombrock blood group) (gene ART4). Lineage: Eukaryota; Metazoa; Chordata; Mammalia; Primates; Indriidae. The record is from RefSeq and is a predicted model, not a curated record. Gene Ontology annotation, molecular function: NAD+-protein-arginine ADP-ribosyltransferase activity; NAD+ poly-ADP-ribosyltransferase activity. The annotation marks the transcript as partial. The transcript has a single exon.
GUGACAAUUAAAAUCGACUUUGACUUGGCACCAGGUUCCUUUGAUGAUCAGUACCAAGGUUGUAGUAAACAGGUCAUGGAGAAAUUAAAUCAAGGAGAUUAUUUCACAAAAGACCUAGAAGCCCAUAAGAACUACUUCGGGGCGUGGCAGAAAGCUCACUUAACCUGGAGGAACCAAGAACACGCUUUCCCCAUGAACUUGACUACACCACAUGCUGUGGCUCUCUUGGUUUAUAUAUUGAACGGCAGCGUUCGCGCUGACUUUUCUAAAGCCAUGGCCACUGACGCCAAGACUCCGCAGCAGUAUGAACAUUCAUUCCAUUUCAAAUAUUUGCACUACUAUCUGACCACAGCAAUCCAGCUGCUGAGGAAGGAGAUCACCACGGAGAAUGACACUCUCUGUUAUGAAGUCCACCAUGAGAUGAAAGAUGUCCACUUCAAAACCUACAUAGGUGCCACCAUUAGGUUUGGCCAAUUCCUCUCCACGCGCCUCCUAAAAGAAGAGGCACAGAAGUUUGGGAACCAGACACUAUUUACUAUAUAUACCUGCCUGGGUGCACCUGUACAAGACUUCUCCCUCAAGAAGGAAGUCCUGAUCCCUCCCUAUGAGUUGUUUAAAGUCGUAAAUACGAGCUACCACCCAAGAGGAAAUUGGUUACAAUUGAGGUCAACUGGGAACCUGAGCACAUAUAACUGUCAGCUGCUAAAAGGUACUCUUGAUCUAAAUUAA